Molecule: messenger RNA, 1251 nt
Organism: Auanema sp. JU1783
Lineage: Eukaryota; Metazoa; Nematoda; Chromadorea; Rhabditida; Rhabditidae
Source: the annotation of a GenBank genome assembly
AUGGAAGUUUUUCGAAAGCUUUUGCCUCGUCGUUCACGCGAUGAAUAUGCCUUUGAAUUACUCAAAAGCACCUCUGCCCAAGAUUUCCUGAGCUCAGCUUCAUCAUCUUCUCGUGGUUCUGAGCUUCCCCGCUGUUAUUCAAACUAUGAUCAUAUAAAGCUAGAAAGGUCUGUAUCGAAUAGAGGAGGUAGAUGCUUGACAGCCUCCCCAGCGGCACUGCUAACACCGAAGAAAAGCGAAGAAGUCAUAGAUUUCAUGAGUGGUCAACCGGAAAUGAGUGAUUCAUCUUCGUUAUUAGGUUUUAUCGCAUCUCCACAUGGGCUUGAUCCAAGCUGCAGUCAUGGCUUCGAUUCGGAGGAUAACUCAUAUGAGAAAGCCAUCAGCGAAUGUCAUCUGUUUCGUGAAAGCCCGCAGUUUGUGGAAGGAGUUUUACUGAAAUGUACCGACAAAAAACCUUUAUUUCCAUAUUUGCAUUUCUGUCAUUUUCAAUCUCAAGAUCAUUCACAUCGCAUACGGGAAAUCAAUGAUUGCAUCCGAAUGUGUUCCACCAAUAACACUAGCUUAUACGGAAGUUAUGAUGAGGUAUAUUCAAUUCAAAAGACAGCCACAGUGUUGGAGCAGAGACUUCCCACUCAUAGACAUGCUGGUUAUAUCGUGGUUGGCUUUAAGCUGCUCGAUGAUGCUACUAAACAACAAAAUCUCGAAAGGACCUGGCUCUCAUGGUCAGGAGCUCGUGAGAUCUAUAAGUACUCUCCCAGAAGUUGGAACUUGAGACGCAUAUCCUUAUUACGACAUCCGACUAUGUCUCGGAACGAUCCUAUGAGGCCAUUUAUUUAUGUUUUAAUGUGUGAAUAUGGCUCUAUUUUGCAUCCGUCCAAUACAAUCCAGGCGAUGGACAUGUGUGAACGUUUACGAGUACGAAACUGUGGUCAUAUAGCCCUUUAUCAAGUUCAUACUGCUUAUAAUUCCAGUAAUACUACAGCUACAAAUAUUUUAUCGGAAAGUACAAGUGCACUCAGUUCAUCAUCUUCAUCUUCACCACCUCGUCGGACAACUGCAGCUCGUUUAACGUCAACAUCAUCUACAACAAGCCAAACAUCUUCCAUGAAAAGAAAUCCAAUGAUGAGAGGAUUAUCGCAAGAUGUUGAAACUCAUAGCAUCAACACUGUGGAUGCUCGUCGAAAUCGGUUAAGAUUACGAGAGAAGAGUUUCCAGUAUCCAGACGAUCACUAUCACACGUAUCACUAUUGA